AUGCCAACCUUGACAUUCUCAAACAUUUCCGUGAACCGAAGAGCAGCGGAAGAAUGGGUGAGGAACAAUGUCCUACCUUACCUUCCCAAAACCAAGAUUCGCUACCUCCUCGUCGACAAUGAGGUGCUAAGAUCCUACUCGGAACAAGGCCGGCAAAUGUGGCGCGAUCUUGUGCCAGCAAUGCAAAUGAUCAAGAGAUCCCUCAAGGCUCUAAACAUCUCAACCUUCCCACCAUCAAGAGGGAUGUUCCGAUAUGAGAUAAGAGACAAUGUGAUCAUACCAAUGCUUAACUUCUUAAACAGAACCAAGUCAUUUUUAUUCAUCGAUGUGUAUCCAUAUUUUCCAUGGUCACAAAACCCUUAUAACAUUAGCCUUGAUUUUGCUCUAUUCAGAGGAGGCUUAAGCAUAAGAGAUCCUGGCAGUGCCUUAGUCUACACCAAUUUGUUAGACCCAAUGCUAGAUUCUCUCGUAUUUGCUAAGUCCAAACUCGGCUUCUCCAAUAUUCUGCUCGCCAUAUCCGAAACAGGAUUGACAUUAUAA
Molecule: messenger RNA, 540 nt
Organism: Arachis duranensis
Lineage: Eukaryota; Viridiplantae; Streptophyta; Magnoliopsida; Fabales; Fabaceae
Product: probable glucan endo-1,3-beta-glucosidase A6
Exons: 1
Coding region: 1-540 (179 amino acids)
Biological process (GO): carbohydrate metabolic process
Cellular component (GO): plasma membrane
Molecular function (GO): hydrolase activity, hydrolyzing O-glycosyl compounds
Source: RefSeq, a predicted model, not a curated record